AUGCAUUCUCUGAGUGGCUUCAACGCCUCCAACAAUUUGAGGCACAGCAAGGCUCCCGGCCAACAUCCACAGAUGGGAGAGGUUGCGACCUCCAGAACCACCCCUCCUGGAAACACUAGGCAGAGGUUUGAGAGAAAGGGCCUCGCCCAUCCUCUAGAAAUCAUUCAGACCAACAACAUCUCUGCCGUCAAUAACGUGCAUGCUGUUGAGAUGCGUUUGGCACAUGGCUACCCUUUACGUCCAGACACGAGCCUACUAGUUAGGAAACAAGCAAAGAAAAUCUAUCCGACAUUCCGGAAUUCGGACAGGCGAGGAGUUCAACGCCAGGCCCCGACAGAGACUGAGAGGUGCGGCGAGGAUUGCGCGUUUCCUCAGACAACGGCCACCACCUGGAUGCCAUUUGAUUUUCGCAAGUUGGCUGAUUCCUGCCGAGAUCCUCCAAAGGCAAGUGAAGCGAACCCUCUCAAACCUGACAGCGAAAUAAACGAAACGAAAUUCAGGCUGACUUCUAGGACAAAGAAACAGUACAUCUGUCAGUACUGUCGUCGUAACUUCACCAAGUCCUACAACCUGCUCAUCCAUGAGCGAACUCACACCAACGAACGUCCCUUCCCAUGCGAUGUCUGCGGGAAGGCGUUUCGCCGACAGGAUCAUUUGCGAGAUCACAGGUAA
Dibothriocephalus latus is the source of this 672-nucleotide messenger RNA. NCBI's taxonomy places the organism in Eukaryota, Metazoa, Platyhelminthes, Cestoda, Diphyllobothriidea, Diphyllobothriidae. The record is from the annotation of a GenBank genome assembly.